Erinaceus europaeus (western European hedgehog) is the source of this 6841-nucleotide messenger RNA. RefSeq names its product myosin heavy chain 14 (gene MYH14). The transcript is spliced from 43 exons. The coding region runs from base 131 to 6244 and encodes 2037 amino acids. Gene Ontology annotation, cellular component: myosin complex. Lineage: Eukaryota; Metazoa; Chordata; Mammalia; Eulipotyphla; Erinaceidae. Gene Ontology annotation, molecular function: ATP binding; cytoskeletal motor activity; actin filament binding. The record is from RefSeq and is a predicted model, not a curated record.
CUCCCGGCGCCGCGACGUGGCCCCGCCCCGCGCUGGACCGCCGAGUCGCCCCACCGGAGAGCUCGCAGCGCUGGGGUCCCGCACCCCGCCCAGCGCCUCGCUUCCUGGAGCCGGCGGGCGCCCCCAGACCAUGGCAGCAAUGACGAUGACCGUGCCGGGGCGGAAGGCGCCUCCCAGGCCAGGCCCGGUGCCCGAGGCGGCACAGCCCUUCCUGUUCGCGCCCCAGGGCCCCGGCAGCGCAGGCGUGGCGGGCGCGUCCCCGCAGGUGGAGUGGACGGCGCGGCGCCUGGUGUGGGUGCCCUCGGAGCUGCACGGGUUCGAGGCGGCGGCGCUGCGCGACGAGGGCGAGGAGGAGGCGGAGGUGGAGCUGGCGGAGAGCGGCCGGCGGCUGCGGCUGCCCCGGGACCAGAUCCAACGCAUGAACCCGCCCAAGUUCAGCAAGGCCGAGGACAUGGCGGAGCUCACCUGCCUCAACGAGGCCUCGGUGCUGCACAACCUGCGGGAGCGCUACUACUCCGGCCUCAUCUACACCUACUCCGGCCUCUUCUGCGUGGUCAUCAACCCCUACAAGCAGCUGCCCAUCUACACCGAGGCCAUCGUGGAGAUUUACCGCGGCAAGAAGCGCCACGAGGUGCCGCCCCACGUGUAUGCGGUGACCGAGGGCGCCUACCGCAGCAUGCUGCAGGAUCGAGAGGAUCAGUCCAUUCUCUGCACUGGGGAGUCUGGGGCCGGGAAGACAGAAAACACCAAGAAGGUCAUCCAGUACCUCGCCCAUGUGGCCUCCUCACCCAAAGGCCGGAAGGAGCCGGGCGUCCCGGCCUCCGCCAGCACCUUGUCUUAUGGUGAGCUGGAGCGGCAGCUUCUUCAGGCCAACCCCAUCCUGGAGGCCUUCGGCAAUGCCAAGACCGUGAAGAACGACAACUCUUCCCGAUUCGGCAAGUUCAUCCGCAUCAACUUUGACGUGGCCGGCUACAUCGUGGGCGCCAACAUCGAGACCUACCUGCUGGAGAAGUCGCGGGCCAUCCGCCAGGCCAAGGACGAGUGCAGCUUCCACAUCUUCUACCAGCUGCUGGGGGGCGCCGGCGAGCAGCUCAAAGCCGACCUGCUUCUGGAACCCUGCUCCCAGUACCGCUUCCUCAGCAACGGGCCGUCCUCCACCCCCGGCCAGGAGCGCGAGCUCUUCCAGGAGACGCUGGAGUCCCUGAGAGUCCUGGGCUUCACCCACGAGGAAAUUACCUCCAUGCUUCGGAUUGUCUCGGCUGUUCUCCAGUUUGGCAACAUCGUGCUGAUGAGAGAACGGAACACAGACCAGGCCUCCAUGCCUGACAACACAGCUGCACAGAAGCUCUGUUGCCUCCUGGGCCUGGGGGUGACCGACUUCUCCCGGGCCCUGCUCACCCCCCGAAUCAAAGUCGGCCGAGACUACGUGCAGAAGGCGCAGACCAAGGAGCAGGCUGACUUUGCACUCGAGGCCCUGGCCAAGGCCACCUACGAGCGCCUCUUCCGCUGGCUGGUGCUUCGGCUUAACCGCGCCCUGGACCGCAGCCCCCGGCAGGGCGCCUCCUUCCUCGGCAUCCUGGACAUCGCCGGCUUCGAGAUCUUCCAGCUCAACUCCUUCGAGCAGCUGUGCAUCAACUACACGAACGAGAAGCUGCAGCAGCUCUUCAACCACACCAUGUUCGUGCUGGAGCAGGAGGAGUACCAGCGCGAGGGCAUCCCCUGGACCUUCCUGGACUUCGGCCUCGACCUGCAGCCCUGCAUCGACCUCAUCGAGCGCCCGGCCAACCCCCCGGGGCUCCUGGCCCUGCUGGACGAGGAGUGCUGGUUCCCCAAGGCCACCGACCGCUCCUUCGUGGAGAAGGUGGCCCAGGAGCAGGGCGGACACCCCAAGUUCCAGCGGCCGCGGCAGCUGCGCGACCAGGCGGACUUCAGCGUGCUGCACUACGCGGGCAAGGUGGACUACAAGGCCAGCGAGUGGCUGAUGAAGAACAUGGACCCCCUCAACGACAGCGUGGCGGCGCUGCUGCACCAGAGCACGGAGCGGCUCACCGCCGAGAUCUGGAAGGAUGACCCCAGGGGCUUCCAGCAGUCCCCUUUCCUGGGUUCCUUCUCUCCGUCGGCCCCAGGACCUGCAGGGAGGCCCUGUCCCGCAGGCUCUCCGGCCGGGGUGGAAGGCAUCGUGGGGCUGGAGCAGGUCAGCGGCCUGGGGGACGGGCCCCCCGGCGGCAGGCCGCGCCGAGGAAUGUUCCGCACGGUGGGCCAGCUCUACAAGGAGUCCCUGAGCCGCCUCAUGGCCACCCUGAGCAACACCAACCCCAGUUUCGUCCGCUGCAUCGUCCCCAACCACGAGAAGAGGGCCGGGAAGCUGGAGCCCAAGCUGGUGCUGGACCAGCUGCGUUGCAACGGGGUCCUGGAGGGCAUCCGCAUCUGCCGCCAGGGCUUCCCCAACCGCAUCCUCUUCCAGGAGUUCCGGCAGCGGUACGAGAUCCUGACACCCAACGCCAUCCCCAAGGGCUUCAUGGACGGGAAGCAGGCGUGUGAGAAGAUGAUUCAGGCCCUGGAACUGGACCCCAACCUCUACCGUGUGGGGCAGAGCAAGAUCUUCUUCCGGGCGGGAGUGCUGGCCCAGCUGGAGGAAGAACGGGACCUCAAGGUCACGGACAUCAUCGUGUCCUUCCAGGCAGCCGCCCGGGGGUACCUGGCACGCAGAGCCUUCCAGAAGCGGCAGCAGCAGCAGAGCGCCCUGAGGGUGAUGCAGCGCAACUGUGCGGCCUACCUCAAGCUGCGGCACUGGCAGUGGUGGCGGCUCUUCAUCAAGGUGAAGCCGCUGUUGCAGGUGACCCGGCAGGACGAGGUGCUGCAGGCGAGGGCGCAGGAGCUGCAGAAAGUGCAGGAGCUACAGCAGCAGAGCGCCCGGGAGGUGGGCGAGCUGCAGGGCCGAGUGGCACAGCUGGAAGAGGAGCGCGUCCGCCUGGCGGAGCAGCUGCGGGCAGAGGCAGAGCUGUGCGCGGAGGCCGAGGAGACGCGGGGGCGCCUGGCAGCCCGCAAGCAGGAGCUGGAGCUGGUGGUGGCGGAGCUGGAGGCCCGCAUGGGCGAGGAGGAGGAGUGCAGCCGGCAGCUCCAGUCGGAGAAGAAGAGGCUGCAGCAGCACAUACAGGAGCUGGAGACCCACCUGGAGGCUGAGGAGGGAGCCCGACAGAAGCUGCAGCUGGAGAAGGUGACCACAGAGGCCAGGAUGAAGAAGUUUGAGGAGGACUUGCUGCUCCUGGAGGACCAGAACGCCAAGCUGAGCAAGGAGCGGAAGCUGCUGGAGGAGCGGCUGGCCGAGUUCUCCUCCCAGGCAGCCGAGGAGGAGGAGAAGAUCAAGAGCCUCAACAAACUCAGGCUGAAACACGAGGCCACCAUUGCGGACAUGGAGGAUCGCCUCCGAAAGGAGGAGAAGGGCCGCCAGGAGCUGGAGAAGCUGAAGCGGCGGCUGGACGGGGAGAGCUCAGAGCUGCAGGAGCAGAUGGCGGAGCAGCAGCAGCGGGUGGAGGAGCUGCGCGCCCAGCUGGGCCGCAAGGAAGACGAGCUGCAGGCCGCACUGGUCAGGGCGGAGGAGGAGGGCGGCGCCCGCGCGCUGCUGCUCAAGUCCCUGCGGGAGGCGCAGGCGGGCCUGGCCGAGGCCCAGGAGGACCUGGAGGCCGAGCGCACGGCCAGGGCCAAGGCGGAGAAGCAGCGGCGGGACCUGGGCGAGGAGCUGGAGGCACUGCGGGGCGAGCUGGAGGACACGCUGGACUCCACCAACGCGCAGCAGGAGUUGCGGUCCAAGAGGGAGCAGGAGGUGACGGAGCUGAAGAAGACUCUGGAAGAGGAGGCGCGGGUCCACGAGGUGGCAGUGCAGGAGCUGAGGCAGCGCCACGGCCAGGCGCUGGGAGAGCUGACCGAGCAGCUGGAGCAGGCGCGCAGGAACAAAGGCGCCUGGGAGAAGACGCGGCUGACCCUGGAGGCCGAGGUGUCUGACCUGCGGGCCGAACUGAGCAGCCUGCAGACGGCCCGCCAGGAGGGUGAACAGCGGAGGCGGCGGCUGGAGGCCCAGCUGCAGGAGGUGCAGGGCCGGGCGGGCGACGGCGAGCGGGCCCGCUUAGAGGCCUCCGAGAAGCUGCAGCGCACCCAGGUUGAGCUGGAGAGCGUGUCAGGGGCGCUGAGCGAGGCCGAGUCCAGAGCCAUCCGGCUGAGCAAGGAGCUGAGCAGCGCAGAGGCCCAGCUCCACGACGCCCAGGAGCUGCUGCAGGAGGAGACCCGACUGAAGCUGGCCCUGGGGUCCCGGGCACGUGCCCUGGAGGCUGAGGCGGCCGGGCUGCGGGAGCAACUGGAAGAGGAGGCGGCCUCCCGGGAGCGCGUGGGCCGAGAGCUGCAGGCGGCCCAGGUCCAGCUGGCAGAGUGGCGGCGGCGCCAGGAGGAGGAGGCCGGGGCUCUGGAGGCCGGUGAGGAGGCGCGGCGCCGGGCGGCCCGGGAGGCCGAGGCCCUGAGCCAGCGGCUGGCGGAGAAGACGGAGGCGACCGAGCGGCUGGAGCGGGGCCGGCGGCGGCUGCAGCAGGAGCUGGACGACGCCACGAUGGACCUGGAGCAGCAGCGGCAGCUGGUCAGCGCGCUGGAGAAGAAGCAGCGCAAGUUCGACCAGCUCCUGGCAGAGGAGAAGGCGGCCGUGCUGCGGGCUGUGGAAGAGCGGGAGCGCGUGGAGGCGGAGGGCCGGGAGCGGGAGGCGCGGACCCUGUCGCUGAGCCGCGCCCUGGAGGAGGAGCAGGAGGCCCGGGAGGAGCUGGAGCGGCAGAACCGGGCGCUGCGGGCCGAGCUGGAGGCCGUGCUGAGCAGCAAAGACGACGUGGGCAAGAGCGUGCAUGAGCUGGAGCGAGCCCGCCGGGUGGCCGAGCAAACGGCCAGUGACCUGCGGACACAGGUGACGGAGCUGGAGGACGAGCUGACAGCCGCCGAGGAUGCCAAGCUGCGCCUGGAGGUGACGGUGCAGGCGCUGAAGGCCCAGCACGAGCGGGACCUGCAGGGCCGAGACGAGGCCGGUGAGGAGAGGCGGCGGCAGCUGGCCAAGCAGCUGAGGGACGCGGAGGUGGAGCGGGACGAGGAGCGCAAGCAGCGCGCCCUGGCGGCGGCGGCGCGCACGAAGCUGGAGGCCGAGCUGGAGGAGCUGAAGGCGCAGGCGGCGGCGGCCGGGCAGGGCAAGGAGGAGGCGGGGAAGCAGCUGCGCAAGAUGCAGGCUCAGAUGAAGGAGCUGUGGCGGGAGGUGGAGGAGACCCGCACCGCCCGGGAGGAGACCUUCCUCCAGAACAAAGAGAACGAGAAGCGCCUCAAAGGGCUGGAGGCUGAAGUGCUGCGGCUGCAGGAGGAGCUGGCCGCCUCUGACCGUGCUCGGCGCCAGGCCCUGCAGGAGCGGGAUGAGAUGGCGGACGAGGUAGCCAACGGCAGCCUCAGCAAGGCGGCCAUCCUGGAGGAGAAGCGCCAGCUGGAGGGGCGCCUGGGACAGAUGGAGGAGGAGCUGGAGGAGGAGCAGAGCAACUCGGAGCUGCUCCAGGAUCGCUACCGCAAGCUGGUCCUGCAGGUGGAGUCCCUGACCACGGAGCUGUCAGCGGAGCGCAGCUUCUCAGCCAAGGCCGAGAGCGGGCGGCAGCAGCUGGAGCGACAGAUCCAGGAGCUGCGGGGGCGGCUGGGGGAGGAGGACGCCGGGGUCCGAGCCCGCCAGAAGAUGGUCAUCGCCGCCCUGGAGUCCAGGCUGGCCCAGGCCGAGGAACAGCUGGAGCAGGAGAGCAGGGAGCGCAUUCUGUCCGGAAAGCUGGUGCGCAGGGCUGAGAAGCGGCUCAAGGAGGUGGUGCUCCAGGUGGAGGAAGAGAGGAGGGCGGCUGACCAGCUCCGUGACCAGCUGGAGAAGGGAAACCUCCGUGCUAAGCAGCUCAAGCGGCAGCUGGAGGAGGCGGAGGAGGAGGCUUCGCGGGCCCAGGCCGGGCGCCGGCGGCUGCAGCGGGAGCUGGAGGAGGUCACCGAGUCGGCCGAGUCCAUGAACCGCGAGGUGGCCACGCUGCGCAACCGACUGCGGCGCGGCCCCCUCACCUUCACCACGCGGACGGUGCGCCAGGUCUUCCGGCUGGAGGAGGGAGUGGCCUCUGACGAGGAGGCUGAGGAGACGGAGUCCGGGGCAGGACCGCAGCUCCCAGAGCCAGAGGGACCCCAGGCCGAGCAACCGCCACCGCAGUGACCCCACCCUGUCCCGGCCGCUGGGGGAACCGUCCCCCCCACCCAAUUUCUGGCUGCAACCUGCUCUUGAGAACCUGCCCUCUCUGGCUUCUUGCACUUUGGAAAGGGUGCCUCCCUCUAGCGUCACAGCACUUAACCCCCCCCAUGCUUGACCCCCGAGGCUCCCUGUGCACCCCUUAAACACAGUGGAGCAGGCUGGCAGGGAGGCGAGGACUGGGGCUCUGUAAAUGGGGAGAGGGGUCCAGUGUCCCUGAGAAGCUGUGACGCCCACCGGUUCCCAGAGGUUGGAGAUCUGGCGGUCGCACCCCUCGCCCAGGAACCAGAGCUCCCUUCCCAUCUCUCUCUCCUCAGCCACUCACCCCAAACGCCUGAGUCCUGGGCCCCUACCAGCCGUUGAUCCAUGGGGGAGGGGGCAGAAUAAAGGGGACCCUGUCUCCCCUCUCAUAUGCCUCCCGUGUUUUUUGUUUUUGUUUUUUGAUCGCUCUUGUCUGAUGGUGUGGUUGGCAUUUGCGGUGUGGGCUCCCCUGGGGGCUGGAGAAGUCCUUCUCACUCUCCCAGCAUCCAGGCUCUAGCAGAAAUAAAUUCCAGCCCCACUGUC